Messenger RNA from Effrenium voratum, 2431 nucleotides. Lineage: Eukaryota; Dinophyceae; Suessiales; Symbiodiniaceae. The record is from the annotation of a GenBank genome assembly.
ACAGCGGCCACAGCAUCUCGCGCGUGUCGCUCGGCCGGUCACCGGCGAGUCCCAUGUUGCCAUGGCGAACCUCCCGCGGCCGAUCACAGGCCUCAUGUCCCAGACCGGGCGGCAGCACAUGCGCAAGGACAGCCGGUCAGGGCGGCAUGGGGCCUUCAGCCGCACGGGGCAGGCGGUCUUCAAGAGCUGCUCGGAGCCAUCUUUGGGCAGAUGCCCGGGCGGCGGACGACCCUCCACGUCGGCACGGCGGGAGAACAGCCGCAAGGAGGUCUUCAAUGAGCAGCUGAUGCAGCAGACCACCUGCAGCCAGGUGGCGGAGGUUUCGGAUCAUCGCCGGGACUCGCUGGAGACGUUGUCGGAUUCCUUCGGCAAGGACAUCCGAGGUGUCACGGACAGGUUGGAAGAUAUUGUGCGGGGCCUGCGCUUUGAGAACUUCAAAGGUAAGCAGGAGAAGGAGGAGCGCAAGCGGAGGGAAGAGGAGCGGAAAUGGGAGGAGGAGAAGCGGCGGGCGCGGAAGAAGGAGCAAGAUGCUGCGGACCCCAGGAAGAAGGUGGCCUUGCGCAUCGAGAACCGCCGCAAGUUCGACUCCGGGUCCAACUCCCCGAACUCCGCCGCCGCCAUCCCCAUGUGCCCCGUGCAGGUGGAGGGCCCGUUGGGUCCGGAGAUCGUGUCUUUGGUGGAUGUGGAGGGCUUGAGGAGCCGGUGCCUGCAGAUGAACGGCAAGACCAGCAUUGACGCGCUCAUGGACGCCCUCCGUUCGCGCGAGAAGGCGGAGAGAUCCGCCUCGGCCUUGGCGGAUGCUGUGUCCCCCCGAUCCACCGGCGGGAAGUCCACCUUCAGUAUCGUCAGCGGCGGCACCUCCAGCGGCACCUGUCGGACUUGGGAGCAGCGUCAGCACAGCGCCCUCGCCAAGCGACAGGCCGCGCGUCUGGAGUCGAUCCUCCGAAAGCUGUGCUCCAUGCGCAGCGGUCUGCCCAGGGAUUUGCAGAUCGACAUUGCGCCCUUGCAAGCCUACUUGGACUACGAGCGCUCCCACUCCGAGCGAUCUGACCUGGAGAGUUUGCAGGCGGUGGUGGCCCAGAAGCUGAACGGCUUCAUCGACAACCUGGCCAAUAAGCUGGCGGCGGCGCCGGACAGCGCGAACAGCGCCCUCUUCCAGUCGCUGGGCAAGUUGAGCCAAGCCGCCAUCGGAGAGCAGCUGAACAUGUCCCAACGGCUCUUAGGAACCAGCAACAACUCCUUGGCCAGUACCCUUGUGGACGAAGAGGCCUUGCGUUCCGCGAAGCGGAAGCGCACCAGGCGUCGACUGGUCAUCAUGCAGGCGGUCGGGCGCUGGAUCAUGGUGGGACGAAGGGUGCGCUGGAGGAGCUACAACAUCGAUAUCAUCAAGGUGACCUUGGGGCAGCUGGGGGAGUGGGCGCGCGUGAAGAGCGCCAUGAAGAAGGCGGUGGCUUCAGUGCGCCACAUCCAGCAGAACGCCCGCCGCUUCCUCGCGGUGAAGCGCGAGAGGUGCAAGCAGAUCGCACAGGAGUGGGAUCGUGUUGAAGACCACAGCCUGGAGCGCUUCUACGAUCGCUUCGCCGUGAAGCUUUUCAAGGACAACUUCAGCCAGGCAGAGCGGCCAGCCCGGAGCAAGGGAAGACGCGGUGCCUUCAAGGACAUGAUGAGCGCCGUGAAGGGGGUGGCCUUCAAUUGGCGAGCCUUCAAGGUCCCAGCGGCUGUGCGCGCUCGCCUGAUUUCGGCCUUCUACAUGAUCCGUCUCCGGACGAAAGUUCGAAGCACCUCAGACCUUCUUAAGACGGUGAAGAUGGUCUUAGCCAAGCACCGGGAGCUCAAUGGUUUUCUCAGCUUCUUCGGGAGCUCGAUGAGCGGCGAGGAGUCCUUUAGCCGGCCGAAGACCAACGCUUCAUGGUGGAUCAUGCCUGAGAGCACCGUGCUCUACCUCAUGGGCCUCGCAGCGCAGAGUCUACAAGCGCGUCAGGUGUCCCCGUUCGAGGAUCACCCUUGCCACAAGGAUCUGCCGGGCAACUUCAUGUUCCUGAAGCCCCAGAUGGACUACAACGCGGUACUUGCGGAGGGCGCAACUUCGAUGGACCAAGCCGUCAUGCGGCUCAUGCAGAGAUGCUGCCUGGAGCGCAUGUACAAGCAGGACAACCAGGAGGGCAACAGCGGAGGACCGAAGCUCCAGCGGAAGGCCACGCGCGUCUCCAUGAGCUCCAGCGCAGACUCCUCCGAGCAAACGCAAUCGGAGAGGCCGAAGGGGCCCGCAGACCUCGAGGACAUCUUCGCUGCCUUCACCCCGCGGCUCCGGGAGAUCCAUGAGGAGCAGCUCCUGGAGUAUCGGAUCGAAAACCCGCGGCCAAGCACCAGUGAGCAAGAGUCUAUCGUAGCGAUGCUCUGAGGUGCAGCGCGCUACCAGCUGAAAGGAAAC